Messenger RNA from Spirodela intermedia, 804 nucleotides. NCBI's taxonomy places the organism in Eukaryota, Viridiplantae, Streptophyta, Magnoliopsida, Alismatales, Araceae. The record is from the annotation of a GenBank genome assembly.
AUGGGGCGGUCGCGGAGAAAGUACAAGCAGUCGCGAGCGAAGGUGCGAUGUGCACUCCCCAAGAAGAAGCCUGGCGUCUUCAAGCCGGCGUUCGCCAUUCCGCGGGAGCUCCUCGCCGGCGCCGGGAAUGGCGACGAGGAGGCGGGUAAGAGGAAGUGGGACGAGAAGGCCAGCGUCAUUCAGAACUACCGCAACUUCGGCGUCGUCGCCAACCCUAAUCUGCUCGGAGUUCGGUUCCGUACUCCGCAGGUCGUCCUUUGCCCCUCCCUACAGGUACCUUCCUCGGGUGCCGGCAACGGCAGGGGUCCGAUCUCCGAGUUCGAUCCCAUCGACAGCGGCAGCGACCUAGAAGCCGACGGUACGUUCUUCGACAUCUCUGUAUGGGCAGGCAAUCCUUGGAGACUAGGGAUUCACAGCAUCGUCUGGGGGUUGCUUGUUCAGAUCUUAAGUCGGCGCUGGGGAAGAAGAGGAGAGAUGGGAAGAGCGCCCCGGUGCAGCCGCUGACGACGAUCCAGCGGGUCCACAUCGCCCGGCUCAUAGCCAAACACGGCGACGACUACCAGGUACGGGCACCCCCGCUGCUCCAUCUUCCCUCUCAGAUUCCGACCUCGCGAGUAGAAGUCGGUCGGGUAAUCCAUUUCUGCGCGUCCACAGGCGAUGUCCUUGGACAUCGAGUUGAACGCGAUGCAGCACACUGUGGCUGAGCUGAAGAAGCUCUGCCGGAGAUUCAACGUCCGCAGCGGCAGGCUAGCCCGCGCCAUCGAGGAGCGUAACCCUAGCGCCGCCCUUCUUGAGCGGGAGUAG